AUGCCAGGUCGAAGAUCGCGCCGUCGAACCGGGUUCCAAAAUAUCGAGUCGGCAUGGGCACUGCUCAUAGAUACAUUGAACGACAUUGAGUUAUCACAACGCUUAACGAAACGCCAUAAUCAGCGCAUUGAGAAAGUUAAGGCAGAUGAGAAGACAACGAGGUCGGGAGCCUCCCUUAAGCAACACAAAUUUUUGAAGAGAGUAUCGGCUAUCAACCCUGACUUUCAUAAGUUAUGUGUUGUCGCUUUCUCGCAGAAUCAAAUCAGCUUCACGAAAAACGCUAUACUUGACGGAUUGGUUAAAAAGAUUAGGGGACAGCGCGAUGGCACAAUCAUUUCUCCUACCACGCGAUCGCUUUUGCAUCGUUCGGAAGACGAUAUUAGGCCUAUACCACUACCCCAAGAGACUAUUGAACUACCAAAAGCCCCGUCAGAGCCUUGGGUCGAGUUAAGAUACGCCGAAAGAGAGGGGAUUGAAAAGGUUUUUGGACAAUAUCUACUGGACAGAAUUGAGAACACGGAUCUGAGACAAAACUGGAGAGCAGUCUUCAUGCGCCUGCCGAUGUGGCCACAAGAUCUUUCUGGGCCUUGUUUUAUGUCAUUGAACCUUCGCGAAGGAAGUGUUAAAGAGGUCGCGAUGGCAUUGUUCAAGUAUACAAUGAAGGGCGUCUCGGAUGAGGACAUUAUCGCCGUUUUCGGGGCAGAUAUACAUGCUGCAAUCACUACAUGUAGCAUCAGAGCGAACGAGUUAAGAGAAGGGGAUAGGAGAACUAAAUGUGUAUCAAUUACUUUUUCAGAGAAGAGGGCUGUAAUUAAUCUGAUAUUGAGCGUAUCGGAAGGUGUCAAGAUCCAGAGUAAGCUCAGUGUGUCCGCCAAAUCAGGAUAA
Messenger RNA from Bipolaris victoriae FI3, 885 nucleotides. RefSeq lists its product as hypothetical. Lineage: Eukaryota; Fungi; Ascomycota; Dothideomycetes; Pleosporales; Pleosporaceae. The record is from RefSeq and is a predicted model, not a curated record. The transcript has 2 exons. Bases 1 to 885 code for a protein of 294 amino acids.